AUGAUUGUCAGACGGCGGGUGUCGUCGGUGUCGGAGCAGUGGGAGUGGGGCGGGUGCGGGGAGGCGGCGUGGGGCGCGCGGUUCGCCCGCCGCUGGCUGGACGCGCGCGAGCUGGAGGGGGACGCGCGCGCCGCCAUGAACCUGCACAACAACCGCGUCGGCAGGAAGGUGAGCGAGGUACUGGCCUCUGCACUCACGCCCGCACGCACUCAUGCACGCACACCACUCGCACCACUACAAUACCUACAAAGCCUGGUGAAGGACAUGGUCCGCAACGAGUGCAAGUGUCACGGCGUGUCCGGGUCGUGCGCGGUGAAGACCUGUUGGCGCGCCCUGCCGCCGUUCCCCGCAGUGGGGGCCGCGCUCAAAGUCAAGUACCUCAGGGCCAAGUUGGUGGCGCCGCCGGACAAGGAACUCCGGCGAGAUAUCGUGCCGUACCACCUCCCCAAUGCGCUCAGGCAGCCGCCACAGCUUCUUCGCAGGUCCCGUAACGGAGCCGGCCUCGGUCGUCCGGCGCGCAAGUCGGAGCUGGUGUACCUGCAGCCGUCGCCCUCGUACUGCGAGCCCGACCGCGCCGCCGCCGCGCCCGGCACCAGCGGCCGCCACUGCAACGUCUCCUCCCACGGUAACCGUGCCCGUCACCGGCUCCGGCGCGUUCUCGGGUCUUCCCUGUGGGUGGAAUUCGACAGCCCAGGCACGCGAGCCCGGGGUGGAUCGGGGAGUGUCGACGUCUUACACUACAGAUACGGCCGGGAACGACGGCGCCCCGGUCCUUCCGAAGCGCGGGGGAGCUCGAUAUAAUGAUUUUUUGUUAUGUUUGGCUUGCUCAACUUCCGCAUCGCAGGUCGAACACGCUGCCCCCUGCGGACGAUGCGAGCGAUCGUUAUAAUCGAGCGCACGUGUGUAAAUGUGUGUGUAUGUGUGCAGGUGAGGACGGGUGCGUACGGUUGUGCUGCGGGCGCGGGUGGGGCGCGGUGCGCGCAGUGCGGCGCCACAAGUGCCGGUGCCGCUUCCACUGGUGCUGCGCCGUCACCUGCGACUCCUGCCAAAGCACCACCGACGCUCACGUCUGCCACUGACGCGCCCGGCCCCGCUGCAGUGCUAGUGUUGAGCCGUUGUCGGCUUUCGAAUAUAUUAAGUGGCUUAUAUCUAUCGACUCUUCGGUUUGUUUGCCCUCGUAUCGACGAAAAUCGGUGGACUGUAGAACGUGAUAAUCGGUGAACGUUCCGGUGCGUGAGUUACGCGACAAAUGACUUCGAAUACGAGAGAAAAACACGAACUUGUGAAUAAUAAAGUGGAAUAUUUCUCUGGCGAAAAAUAUUGGUUUUUAAUAAAUGUUAAGUUAUUUAAUUGUGGAAUCUUCUCUUUCAUGUUUUUAAUGUUUAUAAAACAAAAAAGUAUAUAUUUUAUCCUGUUUAGAGUCUGAUGUCUGUAUUAAUUUUACUAUUUUAACAAAAUUGAUAUGUGUUAUUUUCGUAAUUUAUUGCAUAAAUUAAUUGCAGUAUAAUGUACCUCCGAGUGUUGAUCAAAAUGUUUCUUCUACGA
Diatraea saccharalis (sugarcane borer) is the source of this 1545-nucleotide messenger RNA. NCBI's taxonomy places the organism in Eukaryota, Metazoa, Arthropoda, Insecta, Lepidoptera, Crambidae. The record is from the annotation of a GenBank genome assembly.